Messenger RNA from Centropristis striata (black sea bass), 947 nucleotides. Its product is annotated as apolipoprotein A-IV-like. Gene Ontology annotation, biological process: cholesterol biosynthetic process; reverse cholesterol transport; positive regulation of lipid biosynthetic process. Gene Ontology annotation, cellular component: chylomicron; extracellular region; blood microparticle. Bases 109 to 873 code for a protein of 254 amino acids. The transcript has 4 exons. NCBI's taxonomy places the organism in Eukaryota, Metazoa, Chordata, Actinopteri, Perciformes, Serranidae. The record is from RefSeq and is a predicted model, not a curated record. Gene Ontology annotation, molecular function: cholesterol binding; phosphatidylcholine-sterol O-acyltransferase activator activity; phospholipid binding.
GGACUUUACCCUUCAACACGGCUAUAAAAUACAGAGGAGACGUCUGCACGGCCCCAGUCUUCAGCCUCAGAGUGAAGAAGAGACGAGCUGCCUCUCAAAGAUUUAAUCAUGAAGGUACUUGUGGUUCUCGCACUUUUCUCUGUUUGCAACGCCAACAUCCUGUGGCAGGAGCCGCCCAAGACCAACUUGGACUUGGUGAAAGAUGCUUUCUGGGACUACGUCGGGAAAGUAACUCUCACUGCUGAGGAUUUGCUGAAGCAGAUCAGAGAGUCCGAGCAGGGACAGGAAAUGAACACCAUGAUCUCUCAGAGCUCUGACACAGUGAACCAGUACGUGGUGGCUCUGCGGGCUCAGGUGGCCCCCCUGACCCAGGACUUCAUGACCCAGUUCAACCAGCAGGCCGAGCAGCUGAAGGCUCGUCUGGAGAAAGACCUGACCACCGUGAGCACCAACCUGAAGCCCAUCGCCGAGGAGAUGAGUGCUCAGCUCCAGAAGAAGGUGGAGGAGCUGAAGCUUGAGACCGCUUCCUACGCUGAGGCCAUGGACCCCGAGGCCCUGAAGGCCGCGCUGCUGAAGAAGAGCGAGGAGCUGAAGGUGCAGCUGGACAAGAGCGUGAGCCAGCUGCAGGCCGAGAUGGUCCCCUACACCGAGGAGAUGAAGAAGAAGACGGAGCAGAGCAUGGAGGAGUUCCAGAGGAGUGUGAUGCCCAUCACCCAGAGCUUCCAGACCCAGAUGACCCAGAAGACCCAGGAGAUCCAGCAGACCCUGAACCAGAGGGGAGAGGAGCUGAGGGCCAAGCUGGACGCCAGCGCUCAGGACAUGCAGGCCAAGCUGACCGUCCUGUGGGAGUCCUUCAACCAGAAGACCCAGUAAACCUCCAUCAGCCUCAAAACCUCCACCAGAUAUUUAUUUAACAUCCAGCAAUGUAUAUUUUUUUAUUAAAUAAA